This is a messenger RNA of Symbiodinium sp. CCMP2456, 1212 nucleotides long. NCBI's taxonomy places the organism in Eukaryota, Dinophyceae, Suessiales, Symbiodiniaceae. The record is from the annotation of a GenBank genome assembly.
AUGCGUGGCAAGGGCUGCCAGAUCACCUCCUUAACUUCCAACCUGGCAGUCUCGAACUAUCCGGAGCGGACAGUCAGCGAGGAAGAGAGCACCGUGACCCGGAAGCUCCGGAUGCUGCGGCGGAGUGAGCAGCUGGAGCUGCAAAUGCUGCGCAGCAAUUGCCCACCUGAACUCAAGAACGAUCUGGUGCUGGAUGAGGACCACUUCACAACAGGCCGAGAGCAGUACAUAGUGAACUGGUGGCCCGCAGCAAACACCAAGGCCGCAGAUGCACGAGCGAAGCAGCUCGCGGAGAUCGAGGAACACGCAAAGCAAGCAGCGGCGGAGAGAAAAGCUGCGGCAGAAAAAGAAGCAGAGAAGCAAAAGGAGAAAGAUGCCAAAGCAGCCAAGGAAGGUAGAGAGAAGCCAGACGAUUCAGGAGGUGUCAAAGCUACGGAUGACACGGGAGGGGGAACAAGUGCAGAUUCCAUUGUGGCCGAAGAGCAAAAGUACUUGUACGAGCCGUUCGAGCUUGUUACAAACAGCCGCCGCCGGCUGCAGAUCCACCUGCUGCAAUCGCUGUCAGCGGACUACCGCUUGCACUUCAACGAACUCUUCAAGGCUUGUCAGGGUGACAAGAAGAACAUCAUCGAUGGUAUCAAGGAGAAGUGCAGCCGCAUCCGGCAAAUUCUUGGCGAGCUGCAGAUUGAGGAGGAGGUUCCAGAGCCGACUCUGCAAGAGGUCGAGGAUUCGGAUUCCGUCCUCAAGGUCCAGGAUCGCGAGAUCACAGUUGAAAAGUGGAUCUCGCCGGAAGAGAAAAAAGCAAUGGAAGAAGCAGCGGCCAAAGAGGAGGAGCGCUUGCGACAGCUCCGAGAGAACGACGCUGGCCAGCGUGCAUUGGUGCAGAUGAUGGGUGGGACGCUCAAGACAAAGAAGGACCUCACCCCGUUGGAAAUCGUCCUGGACAAGGAACCAUGGAUGGAUGAAAUCCCGGAAGAAGAUAUGUUCUUGUCUCAGCUGCAUCUUUUUCAGAUUGUUUCUCAUUGGUGCCUGUUGGAUGUAAGGUCGGAAGCCCAGAAGCUAGCUUUUGCUGAGUACCAGGCAAAAGAGAAGGCCUUCCUUUCCGCACACUACACCUGUUUAUCUGUCUGUCUGCCUGCUUGCCUUUGCGGAUGUCUGUGUUGUGUGUGUGUGUAUGUAAGUGGAUAUUACAUCCCAGAGACCAUAGAUUAG